This is a messenger RNA of Mya arenaria, 318 nucleotides long. RefSeq lists its product as uncharacterized. The record is from RefSeq and is a predicted model, not a curated record. The transcript has a single exon. Bases 1 to 318 code for a protein of 105 amino acids. Lineage: Eukaryota; Metazoa; Mollusca; Bivalvia; Myida; Myidae.
AUGAAUGAUGAAGAGGUACCAUGUGUUGUUUGCAUCACACCGAACACCAACGUCGUCAUGGUUCCUGCCAAGAACGUUUGUCAUCCUGGGUGGACAUUAGAAUACGCGGGCUAUCUGAUGGCGGAGAGGUCUACUAACAAUGCUAAGAACUAUGUAUGUAUGGAUGGUGUACCCGACAAUUUAGACAAAAGUCGCGGCGAUCAGGGCGGGGCGCUGUUCUACUUUGUUGAGGCUUCGUGCGGAUCCCUCCCCUGCGACCCGUACAUACAAGGAUAUGUGCUGACUUGUGCCGUCUGCAGCUUACCACCUGUAAACUAA